Molecule: messenger RNA, 4223 nt
Organism: Hypanus sabinus (Atlantic stingray)
Lineage: Eukaryota; Metazoa; Chordata; Chondrichthyes; Myliobatiformes; Dasyatidae
Product: NACHT, LRR and PYD domains-containing protein 3-like
Exons: 10
Coding region: 251-3382 (1043 amino acids)
Cellular component (GO): cytoplasm
Molecular function (GO): protein binding
Source: RefSeq, a predicted model, not a curated record
CAUUCACCAGCAGAGUCCCGCUCCAAAUCCGGUCAGCCGGAGUCCCGGCUCCAUUGCAGACACCGAUUGUGAAUCCUUGUUCGAGCAUAAAUCACUCCAAACCUUCAAUUCAUCACUUCCUGCAGGUGGGAAAUUAAUUCGGUUACAGAAAGUACUCAAGAGGCUUUUCCCAGGCAGCUCAACGAGGGAAAAUGAUCGGAAUACGGGAACCAAGGUUCCAAAGCAGGGUCAGAUUGAGAGCAAUGUCCCAAUGGAAUGCGGUCCAGCCGCAGAGGAGGACAAGCAAAUUCAGCCCAGAGAGAGUGACGUCAGAGACACUGAGCAGGACCCUGGAACCGGCACAAGUGAGGCGACAGCCUGUCAGCCCAGAGACAGUGACGUCAGAGACACUGAGCAGGACCCUGGAACUGGCACAAAUGAGGCGACUGCCUGUCAGCCCAGAGACAGUGACGUCAGAGACACUGAGCAGGACCCUGGAACCGGCACAAGUGAGGCGACUGCCUGUCAGCUCGGAAACUCAUUAAACACGGAAUUGUCCAGUGCUCAACAGGGAGUGGAGACAGAGUUUACAAUCUCCGACCUCCUGGCAGAGGGGGGCGAGUAUCGACUGUACCAACUGACCAAGUUCUACAGGGACAGACUCAAACAUGCAAUUGAAGAGAAAGUUGAACGACUCGGUUGGAUGUUGACAAAGGAUGGACAUUUCAGUGGAGAAGAAAAUGAGAAAGUCACUGAACUGACGGAGAAGGGAAACCGGACAGAGAGUUCCAGACUCUUCCUCAGUUUGGUGAAUGGCAAAGGCUCCCGGGCCCGACGGGCGAUGUGGGAAUCCUUUGUGACGUGGAGGACUGAGUUACCGAAGUUGGACAGGAUACUGAGGGAGAUACAGGAGCUCGGUCCAGACCCAGAGGAAUACAUAAACAUCGCACAAGGGUUGUCUGAGUUACCCACUGAACUGACAGAUGUUCAACAGAAACACAAGGAGACUCUGCGGGCACAAACUGAAACACUGAGAGUGAACACGGUCCUGAUGAGGGAGAAGGUGAAGGUUUUCCAGCUGGUUGAUCGAUACAGAAAGCUCACGGUCAUUUCUACUCUUCGAGAUCGGAGACUGGUGGAACACGAGCUGCUGGCAAGAGGCAGAGACCACGAGGAUUAUAGAGAGAAACAUCUCCGUGGAGAGUUAGAAAAAAUAGAGACUGUUCAGUUAUUCCACAGCAGUUUUUCCCGGAGUAAAUCCAAAUCUGGGAGUUCUGCAGCAGUAGCGGGAGUGCCAGGAAUCGGGAAAACAACAAUGGUACAAAAGAUUGUUUCUGACUGGGCCACCGGGAAAAUAUUCCAACAAUUCCAGUUUGUCUUCAGUUUCAAAUUCCGGGAUUUAAACUCUAUUAACUGCAGAAUAAACCUGAGGGAACUGAUUCUGGAUCAGUAUCCUUACUUUGGGAAUAUCCUGAGGGAGGUCUGGAAGAACCCAGAGGCAUUGCUGUUUAUAUUCGAUGGUUUGGAUGAAUUCAAGCACACAAUCGAUUUUGCGGACUGUCGGAGAGCUACAGAACCCAAGCACCAGUGCCCAGAUCCCGAGUGGUGGUGUGAAGUGUCUGACAUUGUGUACAGUUUAAUCCAGGGCAAGCUGCUCCCAGGGUGUUCAGUGCUGGUGACCACCCGCCCCACUGCGUUACAUUUAUUGGAAAAGGCAGAAAUCAAUGUCUGGGCUGAAAUCCUGGGAUUUGUUGGUGAGGAACGGAAUAAAUAUUUCAUUAGCUAUUUUGAAGAUCAGAUGGUGGCAGCAGCUGUUUUCAAACACGUCCAGGAGAAUGAGAUCCUGUACACUAUGAGCUACAACCCAUCCUACUGCUGGAUCCUCGCUCUGGCACUAGGCCCCUUCUUCACACAAAUAGUCAGGGACCCGCCAUUAGUUCCCAAGACCAUCACCCAACUGUACUCCUACUAUAUCUACAAUAUCCUGAAAAAUCACGGCCGUGAGAUUGAGAACCCCCGUGAUGUGUUACUCAGGGUUGGUCAGAUGGCCUACAGAGGAGUAUCCGAGAAGAAGAUUGUGUUUACAGACGGAGAUUUGAUCAACUACAAUCUGCAGCCUUCCCAGUUCCUGUCCGGGUUCUUGAUGGAGCUUUUGGAGAGAGAGGACUCUGCCCGGAGCGUGGUGUACACAUUCCCACACCUCACCAUCCAAGAGUUUGUAGCUGCAGUCGCACAAUUCCUGACUGUACAUCCCAAGGAUAUCCGGAAAUUCCUGAAUGAAGCCCACAAGACAAAAGAUGGGCGAUUUGAGGUAUUUCUCCGUUUUGUUGCUGGUCUCUCCAACCCAAUGACAGCUCGGGGCCUGGAGGAGUUUCUGGGUCCAUUUCCUCAUCAAACAACCUGCCGGGUGAUUGACUGGGUGAAGGAGGAGGUUAAACGCCAGAGUGGAAACACUGAUGACAUUGGGAGAAGGAGACUCCUGACUACAUUGCACUACCUGUUUGAGUCUCAGAAUCGUGGACUGGCUCAGGCCGCACUGGGAUCUCUGAAAAUACUUUCAUUCAGUGGAAUGACACUGACCCCGGUUGACUGCGCGGUCCUGUCUCAUGCCAUCGGACUCUGUGAUACUAUAAAAGAACUCGACCUGCAGCGCUGCCACAUUCAGUGUGAAGGAAUCCAGCGGCUGGGACCCAGGCUGAACAAGUGCCAGGAGUUGAGACUUGGGGAGAAUCACCUGGGAGAUUCAGGAGUGAAACUGGUGUCUGUGGCUCUGGGGAACCCGGAGUGUAAAAUACAGAAACUGUGGCUGAACAAAGUCUGUCUCACAGAUUCUGGGGCGGAGGAUCUCGUCUCCGCUCUCAGUACAAACCCAUCACUGAUGGAGCUGUACCUGAGUAAUAAUAAACUGGGAGAUUCUGGAGUGAAACUGGUGUCUGCGGCUCUGAGGAACCCGGAGUGUAAAAUACGGAAACUGGAGCUGGACAAUGUCGGUCUCACAUAUUCUGGGGCCGAGGAUCUCGCCUCCGCUCUCAGUACAAAACCAUCACUGACGGAGCUGAACCUGAGCGAUAAUAAACUGGGAGAUUCAGGAGUGAAACUGGUGUCUGCGGCGCUGGGGAACCCGGAGAGUAAAAUCCAGGAACUGUGGUUGAGUGAAGUCGGUCUCACAGAUUCUGGUGCAGAGGAACUCGUUUCCGCUCUCAGUACAAAAGCAUCACUGACUUGGCUGGACCUGAUAUCAAACUCUCUGACAGACCGAUCUGUCCCCGCUCUCCGCCGCCUCAUACUGACCCUCCCGAGUCUGGAUCAGAUCUGGCUGUUGGGGAAUCGGUUCAGUGAGACCGGGGAGAAGGAACUGAGAUCUCUGCAGGAAGUCAGACCCGGACUGACAAUGUGGAUCUGAACAUCUGAAUGUGUCACCGUCCCCGCCCGCCGGAUGGAGCCGAUUCCCCGCCCUCCCCAUUAACUCCCGCCCUUAACCUUUAAUGGCCGCACGCCGUGUGGGGGGGUGGCUUCCCAACGGUUUUAACGGAACUGGUUCCGGUCUCGAGCUGGCUGAUAUCGGAAGCGCUCCCGCAGUGACGGAUUUCCGUCCGUUGUCCAGAGGCGCCACUUCAGCCGGAUGUGCGGGUUCGAGACUCUCCCGCGUGAGACCCCGGGGAAUUACCCAGACAGGAGCAGCCCGGGAGGCCGGGGCUCAGUCUGGGACACCGGUGUCCACGGAUGGGAUUGUCCCAGAAGAGAAUCCUUUUGCUCCCUUUGCUGUGGACGGUGCAUUCUGCAGUCUGGCCGAUAUAAGGAUGUCAAAUUGACAAAUACCUCAGCAAUGGCCUUGGAUCCGCAGCGAUCCCGGACACGGCCCUGCAGUGUGAUUUUAUAAUCAUCCGUUCCCUGAUGCAGAGUGACGGUGAGGGACGAGACUGAUUAAUCUACCUGUCACCCGUUGUCGCCGGUCAGUUAAUUCUGUGUGACUGUGAGAGAGUCGGGAACAGUGUGGCGACCCACUUUCUGCGCAGGCGCAUCGGCUCACAAAUAGCCAGCACCUCUGACGUCAUAAGUAAACGAGUCUCGAAACGACUUAUCGACUGCGUGUUGUGGUCUCUAGCUUUGUAUGUAGUACAUCGCUACAACAGUAUAUUUAUUCCCGCAAGUCAGCAGCUCACAUACUGUUUAGUUUACAUUUACCAUGAUGAAAUCAAUAAACCUCUGUAACUUCCUGCCUUGGUGUCUGAGUUGAGUUUGUU